AUGGCGGAAGCAAACGAGAGAAGUAGAGAAAUGGCGAGAAGUAAUAGUUGUGUGUUUCCAAGAGAUCUACUUCAGAGAUUUAUCUCUAACUCUGUUGAAGGUGAAGAUGAUGAUGAAGAAGAAGAAGAUGAUGAGAUCGAGUUAAAUCUUGGCUUAUCUCUUGGUGGGAGAUUUGGAGUGGAUAAGAGUAAUAAAAAUAAGCUUGUGAGAUCUUCUUCCGUUGUUGUCACUAUGCCUCUGUUUAGGGAAGAUCAUCUUCAUCAGGCGGCGACGAUGAUAGCGACGAAGGUUUCGACGGAGACGGUGGCGGGAGCGACGAGGGGGACGGGUUUGAUGAGAACGACGUCGUUGCCGGCUGAGUCGGAGGAAGAGUGGAGGAAGAGGAAAGAGAUGCAGACUUUAAGAAGAAUGGCGGCGAAGAGACGGAGAAGCGAGAAGCUUCGUACCGUCGCCGUCGCCGGUGGAGGAAACAGUAAUUAUCCGGAAGAAGCUGUCACUGCCACCACUUCGAGACGGCGAGGUAGACCAUCGUCAGGACUUCCUCGGUGGUCAGCGACGGCUAACAAAAGCGGGCUUUUGCGGCAACACAGUGCUGCUCUUGAUUCACUACAAGUUUCCGUUGAAUCUCAAGGCGGAGGAGGAGGUGGAGGAGCCGCCGGAAGUUCAUCGAGCGUCUCCGAGUUGGAAACUAAAGCGUCGAGUGAUGAAGCAAGAAGCUUACCAUCAACGACACAACAACAAGAAACAAUGACAAAACCAACAAAUCGGCUGAGAAGAUUAAGUUCAGUGGACAUGAACAUGAAGAUGGAGCCACAAGGGAAAGGAAAAAGUGAGAUGCCAUGUGUGUUUACCAAAGGAGAUGGACCAAAUGGGAAGAGAGUUGAUGGGAUUCUUUAUAGAUACGGUAAUGGAGAAGAAGUUAGGAUUAUGUGUGUUUGCCAUGGCGAUUUCUUGUCUCCGGCCGAUUUCGUUAAACAUGCCGGUGGUCCUCAUGUAGAUCAUCCUCUUAGACACAUUGUUGUCAACACUUCUUCUCCUUCUAAUCUCUUAUAAUAGACCAAAAACACUCUAACCAAACCCACUUUUGUUUAGAGAAGAUGUUUUUAAGAGUCACUCGUCAUUUCUCA
Messenger RNA from Arabidopsis arenosa, 1127 nucleotides. The record is from the annotation of a GenBank genome assembly. NCBI's taxonomy places the organism in Eukaryota, Viridiplantae, Streptophyta, Magnoliopsida, Brassicales, Brassicaceae.